UUAGCGGCAGAGUGAACCCCUAACUAGCGAUCGAAAACGUCGUCGUACGAACCAUCGCAUCGGCGAAAUAAUAAGUAAGCAUCGACCUUAGUUUGGCUUGCAGAAAUCGAAGAAAAGAGGAGGGAGAGAGAAAGGGUUUUAGGGUUCCAUUUUAGCAAGAGAUCUCCAGUCCUGUAAAGGGAGAUGAGUACGUAUAAUUACGUUGUCACGGCUCACAAGCCAACGAAUGUCACUCAUUCAUGCGUCGGCAAUUUCACUGGCCCUCAAGAACUCAAUCUUAUUAUCGCGAAAUGUACACGUAUCGAGAUUCAUUUACUUACUCCUCAAGGCCUGCAGCCUAUGUUGGAUGUGCCAAUAUACGGAAGAAUUGCAACACUAGAACUUUUCAGACCUCACGGUGAAACACAAGACCUUCUGUUUAUUGCAACAGAAAGAUACAAGUUUUGUGUUCUUCAGUGGGAUGCUGAUGCAAAUGAGGUUCUUACAAGAGCAAUGGGUGACGUGUCAGAUCGAAUAGGAAGACCUACAGACAAUGGCCAGAUAGGCAUAAUUGACCCAGACUGCAGACUCAUUGGACUCCAUCUGUAUGAUGGAUUAUUCAAGGUCAUUCCAUUCGAUAACAAAGGACAGCUCAAAGAAGCUUUCAACAUCAGGCUUGAAGAACUUCAAGUUUUGGAUAUCAAAUUUCUCUAUGGUUGUCCAAAGCCUACAAUUGUUGUUCUUUAUCAGGAUAACAAAGAUGCUCGCCAUGUAAAAACAUAUGAGGUUUCUUUAAAAGAUAAAGACUUUGUUGAAGGUCCAUGGUCUCAGAACAAUCUUGAUAAUGGCGCUGAUUUGCUGAUACCAGUUCCACCACCUUUUUGUGGUGUAUUAAUCAUUGGGGAAGAGACAAUUGUGUACUGCAGUGCCUCUGCUUUUAAAGCAAUACCAAUUAGACCUUCUAUUACUAGAGCAUAUGGAAGGGUGGAUGCAGAUGGUUCCAGAUAUUUACUUGGUGACCAUAGUGGCCUUCUUCACUUGCUUGUCAUUGCCCAUGAGAAAGAAAAAGUUACUGGACUUAAAAUUGAGCUUCUAGGGGAAACUUCUAUAGCAUCAACUAUAUCAUAUCUUGAUAAUGCUUUCGUGUAUGUUGGCUCAAGCUAUGGAGAUUCCCAGCUUAUUAAGUUGAAUCUCCAACCUGAUCCAAAAGGCUCUUAUGUGGAAGUUCUAGAAAGGUAUGUCAACUUGGGUCCAAUUGUUGACUUUUGUGUGGUUGACUUAGAGAGACAAGGUCAAGGGCAAGUUGUUACUUGCUCAGGAGCAUAUAAAGAUGGUUCCCUUCGCAUUGUUAGAAAUGGAAUUGGGAUAAACGAACAGGCCUCUGUGGAGCUACAAGGUAUCAAAGGAAUGUGGUCACUAAGAUCAGCAACAGACGACAUUUAUGACACAUUUUUGGUUGUUAGCUUCAUCAGUGAGACACGAAUAUUGGCAAUGAAUUUAGAGGAUGAAUUAGAGGAAACUGAGAUUGAAGGUUUUUGUUCUCAAGUACAAACAUUAUUCUGUCAUGAUGCUAUCCAUAAUCAACUUGUUCAGGUUACUUCAAGCUCAGUGAGACUGGUGAGUUCAAGUUCAGGAGAGCUACGAAACGAAUGGCAUGCUCCCAAUGACUACUCUAUAAAUGUCGCCACUGCCAAUGCUACUCAGGUGCUAUUGGCUACUAGAGGUGGCCAUCUGGUUUACCUUGAAAUUGGUGAUGGUGUGUUGGUAGAAAAAAAGCACGCAGAACUGAAAUAUGAUAUCUCAUGUCUUGAUAUAAACCCCAUUGGUGAAAAUCCAAAUUAUAGUAAUCUUGCUGCAGUUGGGAUGUGGACUGAUAUUAGUGUCAAGAUAUUUUCACUACCCGAUUUAAAUCUCAUCACUGAAGAACAUCUAGGUGGCGAAAUAAUACCGCGUUCUGUUCUUCUUUGUGCCUUUGAAGGGAUACCUUACUUGUUGUGUGCACUUGGAGAUGGACAUCUUUUGAACUUUUUACUCAACACAAGCACAGGGGAAUUAACAGACAGGAAAAAGGUGUCACUUGGGACACAACCAAUAACUUUGAGGACAUUUUCAUCAAAGAGUACAACUCAUGUUUUUGCAGCCUCUGAUAGACCAACAGUUAUAUACAGCAGUAAUAAAAAAUUACUCUACAGCAAUGUGAACCUGAAAGAAGUCAGUCACAUGUGCCCUUUCAACUCUGCUGCUUUUCCUGACAGUCUUGCUAUUGCAAAAGAGGGUGAGUUGACAAUUGGCACAAUCGAUGAUAUUCAGAAGCUUCAUAUUCGGUCAAUUCCUCUUGGAGAACAUGCAAGGCGCAUCUGUCAUCAAGAACAAUCUCGGACAUUUGCAAUAUGUAGUUUGAAGUACAAUCAAUCAAGCACAGAAGAUUCUGAGAUGCAUUUUAUCCGGUUGUUGGAUGAUCAAACAUUUGAUUUCAUAUCAACUUACUCACUUGACCAAUUUGAGUAUGGAUGUUCUAUUUUGAAUUGCUCUUUCUCAGAUGAUAAUAAUGCAUAUUACUGUGUUGGGACAGCUUAUGUUAUGCCAGAGGAAAAUGAGCCAACAAAGGGGCGUAUAUUGGUGUUUAUGGUUGAAGAUAGGAAGCUACAGCUAGUAGCUGAGAAAGAAACCAAAGGCGCUGUUUACUCUUUAAAUGCUUUCAAUGGAAAACUCCUUGCUGCUAUAAAUCAAAAAAUCCAGCUCUACAAAUGGAUGCUCCGUGACGAUGGGACCCGCGAAUUACAAUCCGAAUGUGGACACCAUGGCCACAUUCUUGCUCUUUAUGUACAAACUCGUGGGGAUUUCAUUGUUGUUGGUGAUCUCAUGAAAUCAAUCUCACUCUUAAUAUACAAGCAUGAAGAAGGUGCGAUAGAGGAGCGGGCCCGCGACUACAAUGCGAAUUGGAUGUCGGCGGUUGAGAUUUUGGACGAUGAUAUUUACCUGGGAGCUGAAAACAACUUUAACCUUUUUACGGUCCGUAAAAACAGCGAAGGAGCUACGGAUGAAGAACGGGGGCGUUUAGAAGUGGUGGGUGAGUAUCAUUUGGGUGAAUUUGUGAACCGCUUCCAACAUGGAUCACUUGUGAUGCGUCUUCCUGAUUCGGAUGUGGGGAAAAUUCCGACUAUAAUCUUUGGAACUGUGAAUGGUGUGAUUGGUGUUAUUGCUUCGCUUCCUCAAGAUCAGUAUGUGUUUAUGGAGAGGCUUCAGACGAAUUUGAGGAAGGUGAUAAAAGGGGUUGGGGGGUUGAGUCAUGAACAAUGGAGGUCGUUUUAUAGUGAGAAGAAGACUGUGGAUUCAAGGAAUUUCUUGGAUGGGGAUUUGAUUGAGUCGUUUCUUGAUCUUGGAAGGAGUAGAAUGGAGGAGAUUUCUAAGGUUAUGAGUGUUUCGGUUGAGGAACUUAUGAAGAGAGUAGAAGAGUUGACUAGGUUGCAUUAAUGAAAUAAGUUUGUUUGAAAACUUUGAUAUGGAAUGUUGCUAUUUCUUUUUUAAUGUUGGUUUGUAUUUUGUGAUCAUGUUGCAUAAUGGAAAUGAAAAGAGAGUAUGGUGUUGGUGUUAAAAUUUAUCUUUUGCUUUUGUUUUUUUAUGGUAAUAUAGUUGUAUACGAGUUGGGC
Lactuca virosa is the source of this 3629-nucleotide messenger RNA. NCBI's taxonomy places the organism in Eukaryota, Viridiplantae, Streptophyta, Magnoliopsida, Asterales, Asteraceae. The record is from the annotation of a GenBank genome assembly.